This is a messenger RNA of Leptomonas pyrrhocoris, 6322 nucleotides long. RefSeq lists its product as hypothetical. The record is from RefSeq and is a predicted model, not a curated record. Lineage: Eukaryota; Euglenozoa; Kinetoplastea; Trypanosomatida; Trypanosomatidae. The transcript has a single exon. The coding region runs from base 215 to 6322 and encodes 2035 amino acids.
GCGUCAACCACUCACGGCGGCGCUUCACUUUUGCCGUAAUUGGAGGUUCCGAAAACAACAAAGAGAGCAUAGGCGUUGUUCCUUUACGCAGGUGCGCAUUCAGCUGAUUGAAGUUGCAGCACUCAUAUAUAUAUAUACAUAUGUUGGCGAGCCUGACUUUCGUUUUUUAAUUCUCUAAUCACACACACACACAAGGAGUAACUCACUGUUAGCCAUGUCGCAGCGUGUAACGCCCUUAACGCGUAAUCAGCUGCUCGAGCUGGAAGCGCUCAUGCGCGGCCUCAUCACAGUCGUGACACAGCAGCAGCAGCAGCAGCAGCAACACCAUCAUCUUCACACCUCCAACACCUCCGUCUCCGCUGGCGAUCAAAGCUGGCCCUCCAGCGCAUCAUCGACGCCGGCCUCUCUCACCGCUACCGCUGCCGUCUCCGCCUUCGCUGGUCCCGCGAGCUCCACCUCGAUGGCGGCCGCAGGGUGCGUCGACGGCCCACCCGCACACGCCACGGCGGUGUCGCACGCUUUCUGCGUCGAUCACGCGGUUCUGCGCGGCACCUUCAUGGACGUCUUCACGGAUCCCCUCACGGCCACCGCGUGGCGGCUCUACGACAAGAUGCUGUACGUCGUUUGGUGGUCCUUCCGCCCCCCGUCGUGCGCGAACUGCGGAAUGCAAGACGCGUGGGUGCCCUCCGGCGACGUGGAGUUCAAAUGCGCGUUCUGCCUCGCCGGUGCCGGCACGACGCGCAGCAACGCCGUCGUGAAGGACGAAGCGGCCGCGAAUGAAGAGGCUGAGUACGGGAGUGACAGCGGCGAGGAGGACGAGAUGGAGGAAAAGGAGAAGGGGAACGGAGGAGACGGCGGUGGAGGCGGCGGGUCCGGUGGUCCGGGUGGGGGGCCCAUUGACACGUAUCUCUUCUUUUACGAGUGGUUGCAACGCAUCCCGGUGCUGGGUCCUGCCGGGGCGUACAGCACGCACAACGGAGUCGAUUCUGGUGCGCACGACGCUGGCAGUCCACAGCGGCCGUCCGCGACGGGUAGAAUGAACGCCGCACCAUCGUCCUCGUCGUUGUCGGUUGGGGCGAACUACACAGGCGGGGGAGGGGGUCGGUCCGCACCUGUGGCGCCUGGGUCCGCCGUCCCGCUUGCUAGCGGCGGCAGCAGCAACAGCAGCAGCGUCCUGCUUCCCAGCGGGGAGGCGCUGCCGGCCGUGCUGCGGGCUGCGUACGACAUGAGUUGCUUGUUGACCGCGCCAGGUCUUCCGCGUGGCACCGCACCGGUAGUUCGUGCGGCGGGGCUCUACUUGAGCCUCCUGCUGCAUCGGUAUGUCUCGCUGUUCCCCCUGUUCUGCGUUGCGGGGCGCGCAUCCUCGACGGAGGCGAAGGAAAAUGCCGCGACGAGUGCGCCGCCGUCACCGCGCGCCGAUGGGCAGCUGGCGGAGGUAGAGCUGCAGUGGAUCGACGUGGAGCUCGUCUGCGCCCUGCUCGGCGUCUCUGCCCCGUCGUUUUUUGAGUCGACCGCCGUCUCCGUCCAGCACCUGCAGAACGUCUUCACGGUCGCGGCGGGCUACGGGGUGCCGAGCGUGCUGUGGCACCCCGGACGAGCCCCGGGCCGGGUGGAGGUGAUGAAGACGCUGAAGGACAAAGUGAUCCCCCUCUGCCCUUUGCAUUCCACCACCGCCGGGGUCUCCGGACUCUGCCCCGAGCACACCGCGAUGAUCGUCGCGCUGGAGUUUGCCAGGCGGGUCGACGCGCACCCCGUCGCUGCCUCCUCCACCUCGCCCGCCGCCGCGUCGCAGAACGCGCAGCGCAUUGGCAUGUGGCUCGAUGCCCUGGGGCUCUACCCGACCCGUCGCGUGUACCGCGAUGUCGGCAGCUUUCACCACGCACGGCGCAGCGGCGAUGACGGUGGUGAUGCGAGCAGAGGGGUUACAAAAGAGGAAAGUGCGGACGAGGAGGAAGAAAAGGGCCGCAGCAACGACACGAUGCGCGCGUGGGAGAAGACGCUGACGGAGCUGGCGGCGGUGAACGACGCGCACCUCACCGCGGCAGCGGACCGACACGCGCGUCGCCACGACGCUUUGGCCGCCACGCUCGACUCAACCGUCAACAGCAACAGCAGCACCGGGAGUGCAAGCACGUCGUACCUCACCACGCCGAGCUCGCCCUUUCACAAGCACUUCGAGUGGAUUUUAACCUCCCCGUGCGCCAAUGCGCUGCUGCACGUCUUUGCAGCCGUCUUCUGCCUGACGCCGAUGGAGCUGGCGGAUAUGGCGCUGCGCAGCGGGAUUUACCAAGGACAUGCGAGCGGCUUCGUCGCGACGCUGCGCAGCGCCGUCCAGCGGGGCGCCUUCGACGUCAUGCCGCUGGCGCGUCGUCUCUCGCCGGUCGCCGCCGGGUGGGUGUCGGCGUACAUGGCGCUGCACUCCAGCGAUCGUCUACCGCUGCUCGCCGCGCUUGUGCAGCUCAACGAUGGGCAGAACUCCACGCGUGACCGCCAAGCCGCGCUGGUGCGGCUGCUGCAGAAGAUCCUGCGCAAGCACCACGCCGCGCAGCUCUAUCAACUAAACUACGUCCUUCGGGUCACCGACGAGGAUGAGAAGCACUUUAACGGUGUUUAUUUCCUCUCCAACGUGCUGUGGCAGCAGGGGCUGGCGGUAUUCACGUGCUUGCGGUCGGGCCGCAAGUCCAUCACGCUGAACCGCUUCGCACACACCCUGUCGCUGUGCUACAUGAAUACAAAAGAAAAAAUUGUGUCGCGGCUGAACAUGCACGUCGUGUCCCCGGUGGUGGCCGCCGUGGAGACAGAGGCCGCGCGGCUGGUGCUGGAGGUCGCCCUCGGCACGGUGGCCCGCGGCGUCAGCACGCACGGCGACCCGUGGGGGACGGUUGUGCGCUGCCUCGACAAGUGUGCGCGGGUACGGCGGCGCAUGCGGGUGCCGAUGCUCGCCUCCCGCCUCGACGCCCUCGCCUCCAUCCGCGAGACCGUCAGCAGCGCUGCUGGCCGCCGCUUUCAGCAGCCGCCCUCUUCCCUGCGCGGCGGCGGAGGAUCGAUGGCGAUGGGCCCCACGCUGCUCGGCUGGGGAGAAACGGAGACGCUCUUGGCGUCGGCGCCGCAGCUGGACGUGCGGCAGCUGCGACGUGACCUGCAGUGGAACUUCCUCGCCCUGCCGAACGUCUCGCUGCUGUCGGGGCUGUCAGAGAACCGUGUCGUGGCGAUGUACGCCUCGCUGGUCGGUAUUCUGGAGCUCAUUCAUAACCGCCUGUCGACCAGCACGACCGCCGCGGCAGCUCUUCUCAGCAACUGGGUCGAGGAGCUGCUCUUCGUCGAAGAGGACGAAGACGAAGACGAAAUGCCCGCCGCACACGACCUUGUUGACGGCUUCGGCGGGACGUUCCCGAUGGGGGGUGGGCGGUCCGGUCCCGGCUGGUCACCGCCGAUGUACCGCAACAGCCGCGGUGAGACCCCGAAGCUGUCGCGCAGCCCAAAAUCAAAGUUUAUCGCGGUGUCCACCUCCACCAACACCACGAGCGGCAGCGCGGCGACGUCGGUCUUCGCAACGACGCACUACGCAACACACAACCGCAGUCGCAGCACGCUGACGACGACGACGACGUUUGCGCGAGAGCCGUACACGAUGACGCCGCCCUCCAUGGCACCCUCCCGCAGCCCGGUACUCCGAACUGUGACCACAACAGCUAGUGCUACAAUGACUUCAACUCCACCUCUUUCCACUGUGCGAGCACCGCAGGGGGGUUCGAAGGGCAGCUACAACACAUCGGUGUCUGCCUUUGCCUCCUCGUCUCAUAUUGCGGUGUCCACGCCGAUUAGUCGCGUUCACGCACCACCGUUAGGAAUGGGAGGCGGCCCGAGCCUUACACCGCCGCUGCAGCCAUGUACAUCCGGUGAGGUGAACCGCACGUCAAGCGGAGUGCACACAAACAGAAACAGUAGCGGCAGCGCGGACCUCUGGCACGGCGAAGGCGUCGAUGUCGUGCAAGCUGGGCAGCUGCCCGACUUGGAGUUGUCGGCGAGUACGGCGGACGUGGAGAGACGGCUCUCGUCAGGUUCCAAGAGGGCUCCGCCACUACAGCGGCCACAGCAUCGUGCCGGCCGUCGCCGCCAACGCGAGCGCGCGGACGACGGUCGGGACGAAGGAAGUAGAAAUGAGACGGCGGAGGAGGACGGGAGCGAUCAAGACGAGGGCAAAGACAGCAAAGUGAACCAGCAGCAGCAGCAGCUGCAAGAGCAGCAAGAGCAGGUACUACGCCUUCUCCGGCAGAUGCUGCCACCGUACUGGGAAGUGUUACUGGGGCUGACGACGGACCUCGCGCUGCCGAAUGCUACUGCCGGUUCUCCCCCGUCCGCAACAAACACCCGCGCCGGUGUGCGCGGCGAGUUAGUCGAUGAGGAAGACGAUGGAGAGAGCGAGGGAAGACAGGGUGGGGUGGGCGACGAUGCACGACGCAUGGCAACGCACGCCCGCGAGCGACGUCUGCGCAGACAGCAGCAACAGCAUCAUCACUAUCCACAGAACAGUGGCAGCAGCGGCAGCGGUGGUGAUCGCACGACUCGCGCUGUAGCAGCGGCAACUGCGCGAUCAGGCGAAAAAGAGAGCAACGCAGCAACGACGUCAAGGGCAGCGGCAGCAAUGGCGGCAGGGCUGCGCAGUGAAGUUGGGGUGGCGCACCGUCCGUUUAACCUGUUUGACGCGGAGGAGUGCCGCCGUCGGCUGCACCGCCUCUACACCUUCAUCGGCGCGUAUAUUCAGUGCAAGCUGCAAUGUCAGGAGCGGGCCGCGGCGGGCACACUGCCCAGUUUUCCUGAAGGGAAGAACGUCACGUCCCCGCCGCAGACCCGCGUCAUCGGAGCAUCGAGCAAGCCCUCCGCCGCAGCAGCUACAACUGGCAGCCCAAUCCCAUCCAUUCGGGGAGCAGCGGGGGAAAAGGCAGCGGCAGGGGUGAAGGGUGAUACUAAUAGUAUUAAUGGUAAUGGUCGCCGACUGCGCUCCCCGCACGUGCACCUCACGCCCCCUCCGCUGUUCAACCCGCCUGCCGGUCCUCAGCGAUCACCGCCGCAGUACCGUCGGUCGUCGCCACCAUUUGCAUUACAGCAGCCACAGCAGCAGCAGCAGCCGUCACCGCCGCACUCACCGGAGCCACGCAACAGCACCGUCAGUGCGGCACCGCGGCCAUCACGACAGAGUGGUGGCGGCGGUGGCACCUCCCCUGUUCCACUGUCUCCAUCCCCCGCGGCGGCGCCUCGUAAGAGCGGGGCAGACGGGGGAAGCCCAAAGCAUCAGCAGCAUCGGCCGCCCGCGACGCCGCCCACGCAGCGCUCUCCCCCGCUGCAGAGCAAACGUAUGCGUGGCACAGACAAGAGCGGCGGUGGUGGACGGGAGUCGCACUCGAAGGUCGGACGCGAGGAGACGGCGGCGGUGGUGGUGGCGUUGGUGGACGAUGACAACUUCUCGCUGCCGCCUUCGGAAGUCACGUGGGCGAACAGCAGCAACGAGCAACAGCAGCCGUCCCGUCGCGCAACGCGGGACGGCGAGAGAGGUCGCAAAGAAACGACAGAAAGGCGUCGCCUGCGCCAGCAGCAGCAGCAGCUACGAGCAGCCUCGAGCUCCGCCACUUCCUCUGAUACGGAGAGCGAAGGAGAGAAAGAGUCUUUGAGGUCGGCGGUGUCUCCGCCGCCGCCGCAGACAUCGUCCCCACGCAAGCGCGUGCGGGGCGGCAGUGAAAGCGGCGCAGACGCUACGGCCUCGGACGACGUCGAUGAUGACGGCAACGCGGGGCUCGACGGCCCAAAAAGAGAGCAAAUCGUUGACCACAGCGGUGCGGACGGCGACGCAGACGACGACGCACCGCCCCCGCCUCCGCUGCAGCAGCCGCAGACGCUGCGACGCAAGGCAAAGAAGCUCGGUCGCCGUCGUCGUCGUCAAGAACAAAGCUACCAGCACCCACCACCUCAGCAACAGCAGUCGCCUACACAUGCCCAUCUCGUGCCACGCAGCAGCAGCAGCAGCAGCAGCAGCACGAACACGAGCAGCAAGGAACCAAGUCGCUCACCAGAUAUCCGCGCGUGGCGCAACGGCAAGAUAUCGGGCAGCGUCUCCCCGCUGGACACGUCACCGGCGCUGCCGCCGCGGCCCAGCAACGCGGACUCCGUGGUGAAGCAAAAGCCACGCACGAGCAACCCGGCUACUCCCGCGCAAAACACAGUACCUUCCAUUCGUGGUCGUUCGACCCGCGCCUCGGAAGAAACUGCCACGUCCUCUGCGUCGGAUUCCGGGAGGAGUGCGGGCUACGACACGGAUACAAACUAA